ACGCACCAGCCAGACAGAAGCAUUCGAUCGCAGAGGCCUCCCCAGUGUCUCCCCCCUCUUUGUGUUUAUAUGUGUUUUUUAAUAUCUUUUUUGAGGGAAACUGUCAAGCCCUAUCCCAAAGAGCAGGGACCAAAGAGCAAAAAUAAUGUACGCUUUCGUGCGUUUCUUGGAGGACGACAUGUGCUACGCGUUACCUGUGUCAGACGUGAAAGAUUUCCAGCCUGUGCACAAAAGAGAUUUUGAUGAUCAGAAGGUGUAUGUGGUGCUGAGAGGCGCAGGCCAGCCUGCCAAAGCACACAUCCUCGCCCUGGCAGAAAGCAUUGAGGAAUUUGAGCACAGUAUUAUGCAAAAGAAGAUGAAAAUACCCAAGAUGUCCAACAGGAACACAGUGGAGAAUCAUUUUGGCGAAGAGAGAAUGCCCCUUAGACAUAAAAAGGUCCAGUCACAGGAACAGCAGCGGGCCAGUUCCAACUCCUCAAAGAGCCUGGCUGCGGUUGUGGCACGACUGGAGAGGAACGCUGUCAACUCAUGUACUGAGGGAGAGGAGCUGGACAGACUUACAACAGAGGAAGAAGAAGAACAGGAUGAGGCCGUGGUGCCUCGUGUCCUAUACGAGGAGCUUGUGCACAGCUACAGGCAGCAGGAAGAGGAAAUGAGACGCUUGCAGCAGGAACUGGAGCGCACACGCAGGCAGCUGCUGCAACAGGCCAAGAAGCUCAAGGAGUAUGGCAGUCUGCUGACUGAAGUCAAGGAGCUGCGUGAUUUCAAUCGACGCCUACAGGACGUCCUGCUCAUGAGGCUUGGCAGUGAGCCAAUGCAUGACAAUGGCACACAGACAAUCAAAGCAGAGGUGGUGGAGCCGAUCAGCGAACCACAGGAGGUGUGUCAAGAGGAAGCCAACACUAGCUCCACCCACUCCCCUUCCCCGAGAACCGUCUACACCUUCAAUGAUGGAAAAGUGCACUUGGGUGGAGGGAUUUGGGUGGAGGAGGAGAAGUGGCACCAGCUACAGCGGACACAGGGAGACUCGAAAUUCACCAAAAACCUGGCGGUGAUGAUCUGGGGCACGGAAACCCUAAAGAACCGCAGCGUGACUGGUGUCGCUACCAAGAAGAAGAAAGAUGCCCUGCCCAAACCACCGCUCUCACCAAGCAAGCUCAAAAUUGUUCGAGAGUGUCUUUACGAUCGUGUGUCUCAAGAAACAGCCGACAGCGCGGAGAUCACCCAGCGAUUAUCCAAAGUGAACAAAUACAUCUGCGAAAAGAUCAUGGAUAUCAACAAAUCUAUCAAGAACGAGGAACGCAGAGAGUCCAAGCUUCUCAUCCAGCAGACGGUGAAGAUGGAAAACUUCCCCUACGACGGUCUGUAGGGGGCGCUGAAGUUGUCACCAUAGCUCAUUCGACUCCUCAAGGACUUCUGGUGGAGAAGGUGCACAUAAUCACCGGCGCUGCCAAUUGAGAUUUCCACUGAUGCCCUCCCAAGACCACUCUGUCUUUUACUCACGUAGACCCUGUUUUACAGCCUGUCUGACAGUUUUACCUCUCUCCGCACUGCCUUAGCAUGCUGGUGUGCAUUCUGUGAGUGAAUGGGGCGGGUUUUUGUAAGCUUUAACGGGGGGGGUGGGUCGGAUAUUAUGCCUGACAGACAGGAGCGAUCCUUUAAAUCGUGUGUGAGAAAAAUGUGUUCGGCACAUCAGCUUGUGUUCUGUGUCAGAACAUGUCCUAAGGAGGUUUCCCUUCAGAAAAAGUCUUCUUGUUUCAGGAGGAUGUUUGCGAGGUGUCAUAAAUGCUGGCUUAGAGUCGGAGUCUUAAGGGGAGGUAGGUCACAUCACAGGGACCAUCUGCUAAAGGUACUUAACAUAAAGAGUUGCACUUUUAAACAGGGUCACACCCUGCGUCGUCUUAAUGAACGAUUGAUUUAAUUAAUCAAUCUAGGCCUAAUUGCUCCCGUUAAUUGCUUUCCUGAGAUGACUACUGAUGGUCUGUUCUUGUUCUUGAGGGGUGGAGAGGUCGCAUGUAGUCAGUUGUGCUAAACAGUUGUCCUGGAAGACGGACUAGUGGCGUGUUUUUGGAGCUAAGCCACAAAAAGUUGAACAAAUCGUUCUUAAAAGUUAAGUUAUGAUCAUCAGUAGACUUUGCUUGUUCGCUUUAGACUAUAUACUGCCUUCAAGUCCUGUGGUUUAGAAGUUGUAAUUACAAUGAUGGGUUUUCAAGUUAUUUACACUGCUGUUCAAAGUUUGGGUUGGUAAGAUUUUUUUUUUUUUUUGCAUAACAAUGCUGCAUUUAUUUGAUCAAAAAUACAUUAAAAGCAAGAAUAUUGUGAAAUAUUAUUACAAUUUAAAAUAAUGGUUUCCUAUGUUAAUACAUUUUAAAAAGUUAAAUUAUUUCUGUGAUGGCAAAGAUAAAUUUUCAGCAGGCAUUACUCCAAUUUUCAGUGUCACUUGAACUUCAGAAAUCUUUACUAGCCUGGUUUCCAUUUAAAGUUGCAAGUUUUUCUUAUGCACAAAAAUUGGAAUAUCGCACAAAACAUUUGCGAAUAAGCACCGUUUCCAUCCAACAUGUGACAGCGAACAAAAUCGUUACAUCAUCAUGUCUCAUAGCGCAGUCACAUGACUUUUUUUGAUGCUUAUGAAGGAAUUUAUUCGGCAAAUGCGUUUCCAUCUCCCAUUAUUCGCAUUAACCCUUUUUCACACAAGUCAAAAACCACCUCAAGUGAGCAUAAAAAUGUUUUUGCGAAAUAAGGGAUUUUUAUUCGAAAUGUGGCGUUUCCAUCACUCGUUUCUGAUGCGAUACUUUCUACUUUCUUCUAAUUCUUCUUUGCUGUAAAAUUAAUUUCUUUAAAAUAGGUCUUACUGAUCUUUGAGUAGCAGUGUAUGUUUUGACCGUUUUUUUUCAUUUGGGACCAGAAGAAAAUCGCACCAGUAAUUCAGAUACUCUUUAUAAAUCUGAUUCAGAUGCCAUAUUUUGACGUAUACUUGAAUUCUUAUUGGCAAUUUCUUGUUGUGCACAAAAAGCACCAGAGUUGACAACUGUACAGUAAAAAUGACGUCAAGUAUAAAACAAGAUUCUUGUAAACAACAAGAGCACAUCCAAUUUGAUUUCAGUGUACUUGAUGGACUAGCCAUGGGACAGGAGUUAUUGUAUUAUCGGGUCUAGAGAGAUGGAGACCACCUAAGACCUUUUACCAGCCGUAAAUUGCACUUGGGACGGAGGCUAAGUGGAAAUCAGAGCUGGGCUGCAGGGCCUUUUUCCAGCUGGCAAUCAUUGGGAACUGUGUUCUCUGUUUUAUAGCAAGCUGUGAUUGUAAUAUGAGCUGAUAUUGCUUUAACUGCACUUUGGUGUGAGUGUGGAGAGAUGCCAGGCGCCGUGUGCGGACGUGGGGUAAAACUGUCAGCAGUGCUCGGGAGUUACACAUCAGCCUCAUCCUUCUGGUCUCACCCAACAGCAGGGUCUCUGCUCUAGCCCACCUGUAGAGGGCGCACUUACUAGGGGAGGAGAUAAGAUAUCGUGACAACUUACAAUGAGCCAUGCCAUCCACACUUUAGUCCUUUGUCUCUCCCCUUGUCGUCUUUACUUUCAUCACAAACAGUUUGUGUGGCUUGUCGGCGUAACAAAAGAAAAAAAAGACCCUCUUGCAGAUUUGGGUUCUUGACUGUGAUGCCAUAUCGCUUACUGUGAAUUAACAGAUCACAGAUCUGCCACGCAAAAGCCUCCCUGUUUUUUUUAUUUUCUCACUUUUUUUUUUUUUUUAAAUCAAGUACGUUUAUUAGUGGGGAGAAAUUUUCAGUGUAUAUUUGGUGUAUAUUCUCAUGUUUUUAAACAUUUCAUCGUCGCAUCCAGGCUGCACCUUAUCUUACUAAGCUUCUGGUUCAAAACCGAGUCAGACAAUGUUGUAAUUCUGUCUUUAUCUUCGCUGGUUCAUAUAUAGUUUAUAAUCAUUUCUACUUUUACAGUGUAUAUGUGACGUUUCGCUAUUAACGUAGAUCCUGGGUACUCAUAUUUCUCAAAGAAUGCAGGGCUCUUCACGAAUACAUCAUCUCUAAUGACAGAAACCCGUAUCUUAAAUUGAUACUAUCAUGGAUUUUUUACCGCAGGUAUCUCGAUGCUUCAAGAACUUCAAUUUAUGAAUUUCACCUCACUGUGAGUCAUUUGUUACGGACUAUCAUUUCAUUUGGAGUCAUUUCCGUCGAGAGGCAGCCGUCGCCCGCCUUUCCGUUCCAAGGAAGUCAUUGUCCAUCUCUGACAACGUAGCACUUUAAUCCUAAGGAGGGAAAAAAAAAACAUAAAAAUCCAUCAAUGUUGGCUUCUUUGUUGAUUUACCCAAGCCAAUUUAAAAAAGAAGUCAACAUAAACAUUUAACAAUGCUUGUGAAAAGACAUUCACGAGAAAGCAUAAAUCAGCUAUCAGUUUUCUGCCACUCAAUAGCAGUUUAGCAGCCAUUUGUUUCUCAUUCUCUCGAGCCUGUGAAAGCGAUUCCUUUUUUUUUUUUUUUUUUUUUUUUUUUUUUCUUUCUUUCUUACAGCAACGUACCUCCAAUAUGUCAAGGUAAUUACGUGAGAGGACAGAUUGUAAUAAGGUUCUUUUGUUCCACUGAAUGUCUUUCUCUUCUUUUUUUUUCUGUAGAUAUUUCCUGUAUUGUGUGAUAUGUAUUGCCACACUUAUUGAAUAUUUGAUGUUCCAUAAUGAGCGUACGUACUGUGCGGGUAUACUGGAAAAUGACAGCUUUAGGUGUGCAGAGGUUGAAUGAUAGCCAAACUUUAUCAUCGGUCCAUGUGGUCAUAUUUUUUAUGGAGAUUUGCUAGUGGAAUCGUUGCCUUGAAAAAGACUACAGCGUUAUGUAUUGCUCUCUUGCUUUUUUUUUUUCAGCCUCGCAGCUGCGCCAAGACUAAAUUCGGGCACGGCGGCGUUCAGAUCCGAGGAAAAUUAAAAAUUAAAAGUUUCUUCAGUUGUGAGAUCAAACCAGUGAAUCCCAUCAGGGAAAAUCCGACUUUUAAAUACAAUCAUGUACAGUAUUUAUAGGCUAAAAGGCUACAAAAGCGAAGCAGUAGCCUGGCAGAGGCUGUGUUUUUCUCUUCUGGGAGACUGUGGUAAGGCUGGUGCCUAUGCUUUCAGUGGCUAUGUAAUAGUGGUGCUUAGCUUUGGGCUGGUCUGUCCGGUGCAAAGCGAAUGAGGGAUCAACAUAUCAUCCGAGUUGUUCUCGCCAUAUUGUCCGGGAGGCGUUUUGUCCAGUCUGAAUGCGUGUUUGGGGGUUUGUGUUGUUCUGUUGAAAAUAAGCCAAAGUGGAAUCUCAGCAACGGACAGUUUGUGAUCAGUCGUUAUGAAUAUGAACUUGCACAAAAACGACCCUUGCUAAGGUUGUCCACAGUUAUCUAAGCUAAACCAACAGGAAAGAAACAGCCGGAAUAUAUUUUUACUGCAAACGUUGAUUUUACAAGGUGUUGCUGUGCUGCCGACAUCUCCGUUGUCUGAUUUAUGUUGUUUUCUGUUCUGUAUCAAAACAGCAUUAAGCUUUACAUAAUGGAAAUUGCUAUAUUGUUCAAUUUGAAAAAUCUUUAAUCAUUUGUUUUUUUCUUUACGAUGCCAAAAAAGUAAUAUGCGGAUGUUUUGGGGGAGAAAAAUAGUUAGCGUUGCUUCAGCCUGCUUCAGUAUCCUACAUUCUGAGAUUGUCAAUCAAAUGCUGAGGACCCGCCCACACGCCAUAGCGAUUCCGAAAACUGCCCAGUAUUCCGCUAUAGCGAGAAUGGCAACUUCCUGUUGCGCUUUCAAUUUUUUUUUUCACGAUCACAAUUACAUUAAAGGAUCCUACUCAGAGUCAGUCUUAUUUAACGAACGAUAUUCUCAGCUCUACUAGUGAAAGAAAUGUAUUUUUGAUAAAAACACAAGUUCAGGUUAUUCUUAGUCUGGAAAACAAGCAUGUAGAGUCACAGUCCUACCUCAUUGCUGCUCAUCGUCUGUGUUCCUAGGACAGUCGCCACCCUCGUACCUCUUUCAGAGACCUGUGUAUAUCAGUCUAUAUGGUGUAGAUUCAUUUCAGAUGUCGUAUUUUACUCCCUUUAGAGCUGUGUUGAUGUUUCUGUGGCAUAGAUAGCGUUUCCUUGCAGUAAUUACAUUUUUAUCCCAUUGAUGGUGCUACAGCAGGCAUGGGUUUCUAAUCUGUGUUACUUACCUCAGAUGGUGCUAAUUUUUCUACUUUUCUGGAGGCCGUUCCGCUUUGCAUGAAUAAAACUGGUUGUUCGUUUUAUAGCAGCAGGAAUUUUGGGAUAAAAAUAAAGCGUCAGAUGAAAUCUUCGGAAUUGCAUCCAGCAUGUCGUAAAAAUUUAGUUUUUCAUUUCUCGAAUAAGACAUACCUCUCUAACAAAUUACCUCACAUACUCUGUUCCAAAUUAACAGAAUAUUAAAGCCGUGCACGCAGGAUCUAUCCGUGGCCAUAUGACCUUGUCUUUUAUCGUACAGUACGAACCUAAUGCUGGAGUAAGAAACCUGAUAAUCCAAACCAUCUACCUAAAUAUUACUGGGCAGUUGACUCUCACAGCAGUGUGGUCCUCAGCAGUUAAUGUGAAAGUCAAUCCCACUGUAGAAAUACAGUGGAACUAACAUGGUAGUCUUAUUUUUGGUGGUGGUGGGGAUGAUAUUUUGCAGUAAAGGGUUUUCUUAACUUACCAAAGUGGUUCCCUCCCAAAGAAACUCUUUGUUGUUGUCGUUAAGGACUGUUUGGGAACAAAGUCUCCGAUUUGCGUUUCAGUUUUCAGCAAAAACGGUCUUAGAAAUACGGGUGUGUUGAGCGACCGCCGCUCAGCAGAGCGUAAUUAGUCCGUCCACAAAAAUACAAUCAGUCGCGUGUUUCUGUGACAUUUUAUAUUAA
This is a messenger RNA of Labeo rohita (rohu), 6861 nucleotides long. RefSeq names its product BEN domain containing 5 (gene bend5). Gene Ontology annotation, molecular function: DNA binding. The coding region runs from base 146 to 1369 and encodes 407 amino acids. The record is from RefSeq and is a predicted model, not a curated record. NCBI's taxonomy places the organism in Eukaryota, Metazoa, Chordata, Actinopteri, Cypriniformes, Cyprinidae. The transcript is spliced from 6 exons. Gene Ontology annotation, biological process: negative regulation of DNA-templated transcription.